CUGAAGAUAAAGCAAUUAAGUGAGCCCAUAAUAAGCAGAGUUGCUAAUGGAAGUGUAAUGUCUAUCGAUAGGUACGUUGAGGGAAUACAAGCGUACUUCCGGCUCGAAGCAGAGGGGAAGGUGGAACGUGUUCUCCACUCUCUGACUUUCUUGGUGGAAGAUGGCUUGCCUUUCGAUGUCCUACUUGGCACAGAUUGGGGUGAAGCUGCUGGUGCAGACCUAAAGCUAAGAGAACAUGAGUGUUGGCUUCCUAGCUCACGGGGAAAGAAGAAAAAGAUUCGUCUGUACCACGAGUCGGGGAAAGAAAGCAGCUUGGCUCAUUGUUGUAUGAGUGCCCCAGCGUUCGCUCGCCAUGUCAAAAGAUAUAACUUGGAAGAUCAAGUUUUUGUUGCAUAUGUGCGCCCAGUAAAAGAAGGGGAAUCAAAAGAAGAGGCUAAAUCCCAAGCAAUUGAGGCAAUUCUGGAAGAAUUCGCUGACGUGGCCGAGGCCCCAAGCGGUGUUGUUGAGCGGCCUAUCCGCCACCGCAUUGAUAUAAUUCCAGGGAAUGCACCUCCCAAGGGGCCUAUCUACCGAAUGUCGCCACAGGAAUUAGACGAGCUGAGAACUCAGCUUGAUGAAUUGCUGGAGAAAGGAUGGAUUAGACCUAGCUCUUCGCCCUAUGGUGCGCCUGUGUUGUUUGUUCCUAAGAAGGACGGCGGCGUUCGCAUGUGUAUUGACUAUAGACGUCUAAACGAUAUAACUGUAAAGAAUGCUGAGCCAUUGCCUAGAAUCGACGACUUACUGGAUCGUGUGCAGGGAUGCAAAAUCUUUUCUAAGRUUGAUCUGAAAUCCGGCUACCAUCAGAUUGAGCUCGCCGCAAUCGAGGCUGAGGAACAACGCCAGCUGGCAGUCAAGGCUGCCCAGCCACAGGCUGACGAAGCGGCAGCAGCAGAGAAGCUCCAGCUACAGGCCGAAGCAGAUGCAGAUGCCCAGGCUCGCCGCAAGGAAGCCCAGGAUCUGCUGCAGCGGCAUGAAGCCAGCAACAUCGACAGACUAAAGUUCUGGCACUUUGAACCGAAUGGCGACGAGGCAACACCGGAAGAGCAGCAUAAGGAGUUUUUGGCCAAGCUAGUGACCAAGUUGGUUUACACGUGUAACCACCUACAGUCCGAGCUGGCGAACCUCCAGCGGGCUGUGCGAAACCAUAAGACUCAACAUGAGGAUGCCACACGGGCACUGGACGCCCGUGUACACGACUUGGAACAAGUUCCGCCAAGACCAGAUGCUUGGGCUUCCAGCAGUGCAUCCUCUAGCCACCAACUGGAGGAACUCGUUGACCACGUAGUGGCAAUGCUCGGCGACAUCAGCACCCUCGCUGCGCCGACCACCAUCAGCAGUCAGCUGCAUACCUUGAAGACCGAGUUCCAGCAGCUGCAGUCGAAGAACGCGGAUGGCAAUCCGAAGUUGUACAAGAUGCCAACUUUCCAACUGGACAGGUUCGACGACUACACGCAGCAGGAUCCGGUCCUCUGGUGGGAAGCAUUCACAACGCAACUCAGGAUUCUGCCCGUCGCCAAGCACGCGUACAUCGGCGCCCUGUUCAUGAACUCAAAGGGCGGAUGCCAGACCUGGUUGACCCACCUGGCAACCUCCCACGACGUCGACGUACCGGACUUGAAGGACAAAAUCACAUGGGAGGAACUGACACGGUUGUGGAAGAAGCGGUUCAUCGUCGACGACGCGCCAGCACUCGCCAUCAACCUUUUGUCCACCAUGUCACAGGGCAACACCGCAACACGGGAUUGGCUCACGGAGUGGCAGAAGAUUGCGGCAGUGCCCAACCUGGACUUGCCAUUCAUGCAUUUACGUCGUGAGUUCUACAACAGGUCCUGUGCUGAUUUGAGCCAGGCUCUUGGUGACCGCGAGCAGUACUCAACCUUCGCUGAGAUCAUUGACAAGGCGAGGGUAAUCAUCAAGACCAACACGUCAGCUGCACACGAGAAGUCAACAUGGCAGCCGACCUAUGUGGAGAAGGUACGAACUGGUCCGCAACAGCAGCACUUUGCUGCAGUCCAAUCAGAUAGUGGAGAUAACCCAGCAGCCACUCCAGCAUCAAGUGACGGAGAUCAGGUGGCUGCUGUCCAGCCGCGAAGCAACAACAAGUCCCGCAACAAUGGGAAGGCGAAAUCCGCAUCGCAGGCCGGAAAUGGACAGCCAUUACAAGUUCCAUGGGUCAAGUUCGGCUUGACCGAGGCGGAGUACAAGGUCCGCGGCCGCUACAGCAGCUGCUAUUGGUGCAACAGCACCAAGCAUAAGACCUCCCUCUGCCAGGAUCAGGGCAAGGAGGAUGAUUCCUUGCACACUUCAGUACCGACUUCGUUGAUGGACGCCGGAGUAGAGGUUGUCGACCUUCACGUCUACAUUGCGAAGAUCGACCACGAGUUCAAGACGCAACGCGGAGCAUCUCGGAACUACAUCAGCCAAGACUUCAUGGUGCGCGCCGGCCUUGGCCCACGCGUCCGGAGGAAGCCCCAGCCUACGCAAGUCACAUUGGCAGACGGUCACAUGCACAAGUCAAUCGACCGGUGCAUUGACAGCGUCCCAGUGUACUUUGCCCCUCACGCAAGUGAGGCGGUGUCCUUUGACAUUCUGGACACCAAAUUCGACAUGAUCUUGGGCAUGUCAUGGCUGCGAAGCAAGUAUCACCCGGUGAACUUCUUCAACCGCACCGUUCACGUUCGUGACCGGAACGGAGUAUUAGUUCCAUGCACGGUGCCUCUUCCUCAUCCUUCGAUCAGCUGCCACGUGGUAUCCGCCGCAAGCAUGCGAGCUUCCAUCAUCAGAGACGACAUCGAGGAGAUGGGGAUAUGUUUUCUCCACGCCUUCCUGCCCCAUGACGCUUCAUCGACGGACUCACCUUCGGAUCCACGCAUCACCGAGCUUCUCGACGCCUACAGCGACGUGUUCGAAGGCCCGCACGGAGUAGUACCAGAUCGGCCCAUCCGCCACGAGAUCAUCCUCGAGGACGRGGCCGUACCUCCACGCGGUUGCAUCUACCAAAUGAGCGAGGAAGAGUUAAGUGUGCUUCGAGCACAACUCGACGACCUUCUGGAGAAAGGCUGGAUUCGGCCUAGCUCAUCGCCAUACGUGCCUCCCAUCAACUCGCUUGAUGAUGCAAGGAAGAAGGAGCUGCUCGCAUUCGUAAUGACUCUCAAGCGAUGGCGGCACUUCCUCCCUGGGCGUCGUAGGUUCACAUGGGUUAUGGACAACAAUCCAUUAACUUACUACAAGACGCACGAUACGGUGAGCAGCACGAUCGGACGAUGGAUGUACUUCAGCGACCAGUUUGACUUCACACCGAAACAUCUUCCCGGCCUCUCAAAUCACGCAGCAGAUGCACUCUCGCGAAGACCUGAUCUUUGCGCUAUGACACAUCAUGCCUUCGCAUUCGACGAGGAGCUUCAGCGACAUUCAUCCGGGCAUACGAGUCUGAUCCGGACUUCGCCACGUUGUAUGCACAACUAUCUUCGGAUCACCCGCCGGCCAGCCACUAUCGCAUUGCCGACGGGUACUUGCUCCUCCACUCGAGAGGCAAGGACUUACUAUGUGUCCCACGCGACCGCCGUCUUCGGACUCGCCUCCUCGGCGAGUAUUAUGAUUCGCGACUCGCCGGCCAUUUCGGAGUCAACCGCACUAUUGCACGACUUCGACAGCGAUUCCGAUGGCCCGAUCUCAUUACCGACGUCACUCCGUAUUGCGACUCUUACGAAGUUUGCCGACGCAGCAAGCCCCACAACUGCAAUCCCUACGGCGAGUUACGCCCGAUGCCUAUCCCACGGAAAGUUGGUCUCUCCAUUGCCAUGGACGUCACCGAUCGGGGUUGACUGCCUCCCCGACAUCGAGUUCGCCUACAACACUUCGGUGCAUCCGGCGGUCGGCGUGACUCCAUUCGAGUUCCACCACGGUGGACGGAAACGCCGGAUCUUCGCCGACCUUCUCCUCCCUCGACCAGCCGACAUUGACGCUGCGUGCUCUCCCGCUUCCGUCCGGAAGUACAGGGAAUUGCUGACUCAAGCCCGCGCAAACAUGCAAAAGGCUCAAGUCCCCAUGCAGCAGCAAGCCAACAGGCGUCGCGUACCAUGUCCCAUCCGUGCCGGUGAUCUGGUUUGGGUCUCCGUGGAAGAGUUUGCACUGGAACAGGACGUUUCACGCAAACUGCUUCCCAAGUGGUUUGGACCUUGGUCUGCGACAGCAGCCGCGGGCGAUGAGCCCGAUGGCCCUUCAUUUGUGAUCAACAUUCCAGAGCAUCUGACGAUCCAUCCGGUCUUCCACGCCUCGAAGCUGGCAACAUACACGCCAGCCAAGAGCGACGACUUUCCGGGCCGAGGAUUGCAGGACCCUCCUUCUAUGGAUGGUCAUCAGGAAGUUGACCGCGUCAUCACCGAUCGCAAGUACGUCAGCAAGCCGCAACAGUACAAAGUCACAUUCAAAGCAUGUGAUCGCGACGACACUCGGUGGAUUUCAAGCGCAGAUUUGAAAGCAUCCGCACCGCUGAUCUACGCGCAUUAUGAAAAGCGGAGGUUAGCUCAGGAAGCUUCACAACCAGCCCCUCCCACCCGGACUGUGGUCCCUCCCUCAGACAGACAGCUUCGCUCUCGCAGGUAAGCUCGGUUCUUCCAGGAGGGGGGGUGUGGCAUACUGCGUAGCCACACGGGCCCUGCAGGGCCCGUCCCGGACAUUCAGCCUAAAAGCCUAAAAC
Molecule: messenger RNA, 4738 nt
Organism: Chara braunii
Lineage: Eukaryota; Viridiplantae; Streptophyta; Charophyceae; Charales; Characeae
Source: the annotation of a GenBank genome assembly